Prunus dulcis (almond) is the source of this 505-nucleotide messenger RNA. RefSeq names its product SKP1-like protein 1A. The transcript has a single exon. Gene Ontology annotation, cellular component: cytoplasm; nucleus. Gene Ontology annotation, molecular function: cullin family protein binding. The coding region runs from base 1 to 396 and encodes 131 amino acids. Lineage: Eukaryota; Viridiplantae; Streptophyta; Magnoliopsida; Rosales; Rosaceae. Gene Ontology annotation, biological process: SCF-dependent proteasomal ubiquitin-dependent protein catabolic process. The record is from RefSeq and is a predicted model, not a curated record.
AUGAGGCUGCGGCCGUACUUUGUGAAACCAUCAAGAACAUGGGAGGAAGGCUGUGAGGGCGACGAGAUUUCAGUGCCAAACGUGACUGCCGAAAUCCUAGGCAAGGUGAUGGAGUGGUGCAAAAAGCAUGCAAAGGGUAAAGAGACUAAAGAGGAACUCAAAGAGUGGGACGCUGAGUUUCUUAAUGUUGAUCAAGCAGUUUUGUACCAUAUCUUCAUCGCCGCGGACUAUCUAUACAACAAGGAAUUGGUGGCUCAAGUAUCUCAAAAGGUUGCAGAUAUGAUCAGGGGAAAGAGAAUUGACGAGAUUCGUGAAGUGUUCAAGCUCAAGAAUGAUAUGCCACCGGAGCUCGUAAAAGAAGUAAUUGAUGGCAACCCUUCGAUAGAUUUUAUGUAAUGAUUUUAUGUUCAGGCCGGAAAGAAAAAAGAGUUUUGUUUGUUUAGGGCUUCUUUCAUGUAUUUUUUUUUUCUUUCUUCUUUAUCGUUCUUUGUUUUGAGUAAUGCUA